Messenger RNA from Musa acuminata AAA Group (dessert banana), 3755 nucleotides. RefSeq names its product E3 ubiquitin-protein ligase CHIP-like. Gene Ontology annotation, cellular component: cytoplasm. NCBI's taxonomy places the organism in Eukaryota, Viridiplantae, Streptophyta, Magnoliopsida, Zingiberales, Musaceae. The record is from RefSeq and is a predicted model, not a curated record. Gene Ontology annotation, biological process: positive regulation of proteolysis; cellular response to misfolded protein; protein quality control for misfolded or incompletely synthesized proteins. The transcript has 10 exons. Bases 105 to 947 code for a protein of 280 amino acids. Gene Ontology annotation, molecular function: protein-folding chaperone binding; ubiquitin protein ligase activity.
UCUUUCGAGGGAAGCAAGAAGAGAUGCUAUAGAAUUACUGGGCCAUUGUGAGAGGAAACCUUCAUUUGCUUCGCCGUUUCGAAGGCGAGGUGGAGAACACAGCGAUGGCCCCGGUGCCGGCGAGCGUCGUCAGGCAAGCCGAGCUCCUCGACGCAAACGGCAAGAAAUACUUCGAGAAAAGACGCUUUCUUGCUGCCGUUGACGCCCACACCGAGGCAAUUACUCUCUGCCCGGACGUGGCAUUAUACUGGGCAAACCGAGCAAUCUGCUAUAGGAAGCUGAACCAGUGGACUAAGGUUGAAGCCGAUUCUAGGAAAGCACUUGAGCUUGACAGUAGAUCCACCAAGGCUCACUUUAUGUUGGGACUCACACUAGUAGAGAGGCAGGAAUAUGCUGAAGGAAUCAAAGAAUUGGAAAAGGCCUUGAAUAUUGAGGGGCUCAUCAACCCUAAAAGUGAUAUGGUGAUGGAGAUUAAGCAGAGUCUUUUUGAAGCAAAGUACAAUGAAUGGGAACUUUUGUCCAGCAAGCGUGAGUGGAUGCUACAAAACUUGAAGGACUCUUGUGAAAAAGCUUUGACGGAGUACCAUUUUCUUCAUGAUUCUCAAGAUGAUUAUGGCCCUAAAGAGGCAGAAAAUGAUGUUGUUGGACAACUCAGAGUCCUCAAUGAGGUGUUUAGUAAAACUGCAUCUGUUGACACCCCAACAGAAGUGCCUGACUAUCUUUGCUGUAAGAUUACACUUAACAUCUUUCAGGAUCCUGUGAUUGCUCCUAGUGGCAUUACAUAUGAAAGGGCAAUGAUAAUUAAGCAUCUACAGAAGGUUGGUAACUUUGACCCAAUCACACGAGAACCACUGGAACAACACCAAUUGGUACCAAACCUGGCCAUCAAGGAAGCGGUGCAAGCUUAUCUGAAUGAUCAUCCUUGGGCUUAUGGUGCAAGACUAUAGAAUAUAUCACAUGAUGUUGAAAAAUCAUGGAGUUGUCAAUCUUGAUGGACAUGAGCAUCUUCUCCAUCUUAGCUCUGUGUGUUUGAUGCUACCAUUAGUUUCACUCUGCCAGGAUAGUGUUCAGUUUUUUCCUUCUUACUAGUUAGGAAUCGCUUUUUCUGGGAUAUUCUUGUAUAAAGAUUUGGCUGUUAGUUUCUGGUAUGCGGUCUGGUGUUAAAAUGUGUUUUUGGUCAUAUAUAUAAAUAUUUUGUAGAUAUGGCCAGUGAGAAAGGUGGCCACUCAUCUUUUUGUUACUAAUAAUUGUGGGGAGUAGUCUAGUAUAUGAAAUAGUGCUAGGUAAACAAUGCUAAACUUGCAUGAUUGUUGAGAUAUUAAAAUUUAUGCUACAAAAAAUAUAUUUUUAUGAUCCGGCCAGUGAUAAUGGUGGCCUCUCACUUUUAUGUUACUGAAAAUUAAGGGGAGCAGUCUGUAUAUGCAGUAGUGCUAGGUAAACCAUAUGCUAAACUUGCUUGUUUGAUGAGGUAAUGAAAUUUGUGUUUAUGAAUUUAUUUAAUAGAAAGCCUGUCCUCUCAUCUGAACAUGUAGACAAGGGACAAGCUCUCGAAGUAUUUGCAAAGGAUGGCAAUUGUCUGAAUCAUGCAAUCGGUUUGGAAACUGUACUAUUAUGCUAAAUUGGUAGGAGACACUUAUUGUUAUUUCUAAAAUUUGUCGCUUAUUCUAGCAGUUUUGGCAUUCACCAAUAUACUGCUAGUUCAUAUAAACUUUCAGCACAUGGCUAUGAGUGUGGUUGCACAUUGAUCAUUUUCUUCUUUAAUAAGGGAAGCUUGAUAUGAACGCCUCCUGUCUUCCCUAUUUCUUAUGGAUGGGUCACAAGUUGUCUUGGUGUUGGUAAUGUGUUCUAUGUAGUUUGAAGAUUUCCAACAAUGGUGUCAAUUGGGAUAAACGUGCUUUAAACAAUUAUUCAUGCAAACUAUUUUUACCCUUUGAUAUCUUCAAAGAUAGAGCAUCCCUUAUGGAAGGGUGGAAGCUUUGUUAUGCAUUUAUUUUGUCAUACCCUCAUGCCUUGACUUCAGCAUUAUGACCAAAAGACUAAACAAGUAUCCAUCUUUGUGAGUAGCUGAGUCAGUGGGUUUAAGUGGGCUUGUAAGGAUCUUAUAUCCUAUUUUUGAUUUAGGAUUAUUAUUGAAACCUUGUGCCUUAUCUUGCAAAGUUUGAUAUUGCGGGGAUCCGAUGUUUCCUUUAGAAAAAACUAUGAGUAAGGUCAGUAAUCUGUACUUCCCGAGGAACUGAAAUCAACAAGGAUCAAUGCAAAGAAUUAUUUUUUGAAAAUUUGUAAACAAUUGAACUACACAAACACUUCAUUGCUAGGUUUCUAUAUUUAAAUGCUUGUGACUCAGCAAUUGUCUAGAAAUACUAAGUGGAUCUUGACUAUGAUCUCCAUGGACUCAUUGUGAUGACCAAUUAAUUAUUCACAAGCUUUUCUUUUAUGAAAUGAUUUACAAUUGCAGCUCAUGAUAGUGUGCCUUUUGAACUCAUUGGAUUUCUUGACAUUUAUAUUUCUUUUUGCAAUAUUUCCUAAAUAUUGACUUCUUCCAACAGUUCAAUUUGCUUGUUGAGGAACAAGAAAGUUUUUACUUUUGAGCUGCAACUAUCAGCAUUCAUUUCUUGCAAACAAGAAAAUGAAGGAAUAAAGGCAUUUUUAUUGGAGCUAUAGUUUGAGUGAACAACUGAACCUUAGUGUUCUGAUAUAUUUCCUUGGUCCUUGGAAAUGUUCCAUUAUUACUACUUGUUUGGUUAUCCAUGAAUUUGUACCUUUAUUUUGUUUUCUCUGUCACUCGUGGUUCUCAACCUUAUCACUUUUGUUAUAGGAACUGCACAGGUAUCCAUUUAUUAUUAUAAUUUUUUUUCAUGUUUAUUUUGUUUCUCUGCAAAUAUGCUAAAAUUUCUUCCUUGAGUGUGUUUAUUUUGUUUAUUUUGUUUCUCUGCAAAUAUGCUAAAUUCUUCCUUGAGUAUGUUGAUUUUGACUCUUCAUAUUUUAAAUGCAAAUUGGAGAUUCUGGGAGGAGUUAGUUCAGAAAAAUGAUGCAAAAUGGUAUGAACAAAGUACUGAUGGAUUGACAGCAUGCUGCAUAUGAUAGCUAAUAUCUGAAAUGAUUUUCUGCUUUAAAAUACUAUGAAUUGAUAUUAUAUAUACAAAAAAAAAUGCAAGCUGUAAGAUUUAAACUAUUUGGUGUUGGUUACAUUGUUUGAUAUUUAUGUGAAAAGAAAAGCACUUGAUGCAAUGCCAAUGAUGUGCUAACCAAAAGACAAUGAUAUGCAGCAGCUCCUCCAAAGAUCAGCCAUGUGCAGCAUUUUGAAUUUAUCAAAAAACAUUUCGAGGGCUUUGGCACGGACUCGUUCAUAUUGAGUUGGAUGACGGCAUGUCUCCCAUUUCUGCAUCAUUCAGCAAGCAGGCUUCGUGUUGCCAGGUUAGUAAUCAGGCAGACGGCAACCUAUUGACAGCAACUGCGCUUGUCUGAUUAGUUCUAGUUGUUUUGCUGGUAUUCACUGUCAUCAUACAGCUCCUCUCCAUCGAUAGCGCCCUGCCAUUGUUACCCAGAUGGAGAGUUCAUUCAACAACUCCAUAUACGAAGAUAAUGUGCAAGCCGGUCUUCUCGAUUGGGCUACCCAUGCAAAGAAGAACAAGAUAGUGCAAUCAGCAGACAGUGUGUCGAUAUUGCAAGAAACCGAGAUAACAUGGGGAGGGAGGAGAGCUGAGAUCACUGAAACAUAGCUUUUAUAUUUUCUCUAUGAAUCCAACUUUACUGCA